Erinaceus europaeus (western European hedgehog) is the source of this 3285-nucleotide messenger RNA. It is a transcript of the gene SLC36A4, whose product is annotated as solute carrier family 36 member 4. Bases 106 to 1614 code for a protein of 502 amino acids. The record is from RefSeq and is a predicted model, not a curated record. The transcript is spliced from 11 exons. Gene Ontology annotation, cellular component: vacuolar membrane. Lineage: Eukaryota; Metazoa; Chordata; Mammalia; Eulipotyphla; Erinaceidae. Gene Ontology annotation, molecular function: L-proline transmembrane transporter activity; L-alanine transmembrane transporter activity. Gene Ontology annotation, biological process: amino acid transmembrane transport; L-alanine transport.
CGCCCCUCCAGCCGCCCGCCGCAGUGCGCAUGCUUGGGCGGCUGGGCCCGCGGCCUGCACCCCGCCGGCCCCUAGGACCCCGCAGGACCUCCGGGAUCCCCAGCCAUGGAAGUGGUGGCGGCGGCGGCGGCAGAGGCGGAGCGCGAGGAGCUGGACUUGGAUGUCAUGCAGCCCUUGAUGGAUGAGCAGCCUGGUGAUGGGACGUCAGAUGAAGAGCAUGAGCAGGAGCUCCUGCCUGCACAGAAGCAUUACCAGCUGCACGGCCAGGAGGGCAUUUCAUUUGUACAAACUCUUAUGCAUCUUCUUAAAGGAAAUAUUGGAACUGGCCUUUUAGGACUCCCAUUGGCAAUAAAGAAUGCAGGCAUUGUGCUUGGACCAAUCAGCCUUGUGUUUAUAGGAAUCAUAUCUGUACACUGUAUGCACAUUUUGGUACGUUGCAGUCACUUUCUAUGUCAGAGGUUUAAAAAGUCCACAUUAGGUUACAGUGACACUGUGAGUUUUGCUAUGGAAGUCAGUCCUUGGAGCUGUCUCCAGAAGCAGGCAGCGUGGGGAAGGAGUGUGGUUGACUUUUUUCUGGUGAUAACACAACUGGGAUUCUGUAGUGUCUAUAUUGUCUUCUUAGCUGAAAAUGUCAAACAAGUGCACGAGGGACUCCUGGAGAGUAAAGUGCUUGUCCUGAAUGCUACUGACUCGUCACACCUGUGUGAGAGGAGAAGCGUUGACCUCAGAAUCUACAUGCUGUGCUUCCUCCCGUUUAUCAUUCUUUUGGUCUUCAUCCGAGAGCUGAAGAGCCUGUUUGUGCUGUCGUUCCUCGCCAAUGUCUCCAUGGCCAUAAGCCUCGUCAUCAUCUAUCAGUUUGUCAUUCGAAAUAUGCCAGACCCCCACAACCUCCCAAUAGUGGCUGGUUGGAAGAAAUAUCCACUCUUUUUUGGUACCGCUGUAUUUGCUUUUGAAGGCAUAGGAGUGGUCCUCCCACUGGAAAAUCAAAUGAAGGAGUCAAAGCGCUUCCCACAAGCACUGAAUAUUGGCAUGGGGAUCGUGACAAUUCUGUAUGUCACAUUAGCUACCUUAGGAUAUAUGUGUUUCCAGGAUGAAAUCAAAGGCAGCAUAACCUUAAAUCUUCCCCAAGACGUAUGGUUAUAUCAAUCAGUGAAAAUUCUAUAUUCGUUUGGCAUUUUUGUGACAUAUUCAAUUCAGUUCUAUGUUCCAGCAGAGAUCAUUAUCCCUGUGAUCACAGCCAAAUUCCAUGCUAAAUGGAAGCAAAUCUGUGAAUUUGCAAUAAGGGCCAUCUUGGUUAGUAUAACUUGUGCCGGGGCGGUGCUGAUCCCCCGUCUGGACAUCGUCAUCUCCUUUGUGGGUGCUGUGAGCAGUAGCACGCUGGCCCUGAUCCUGCCGCCUCUGGUGGAAAUUUUGACAUUCUCCAAGGAGCACUACAACAUAUGGAUGGUCCUGAAAAACUUGUCCAUAGCCUUCACUGGGGUUGUCGGCUUCGUGCUGGGCACAUACGUAACUGUUGAGGAGAUUAUUUAUCCUACGCCCAGAGUCGUAGCUGGCAGUCCACAGAGUCCAUCUCUGGGUGUGAAUUCAACGUGCUUCACCUCUGGUUUGAAAUAACAGAAGAGGAUUCACAGUAAAACAUUCUACUUGUCACUGCUGAAAACAGAAAGAACUAGAAGAAUAUGUUGUCAUGUGCUAAGAAAUAGAGCCAUGUACUUUGGUAUAGUAUCCAUAUUCUGGCAAUUGUGGCUCUUAAUCAGCAGUGGUUAACUGUGAUGCUUCCUUGGUUUUAAGUAUGGGCAAUAAUUUUUUACUUAGUUUUGAAAAUUGAAAAAAAUUAUCCAUUAAAAUGAAAAAGUUAAAGAACAAAAAGACACAUUAUUCUUCAUCUCAAUUUGAAAUACCUUAACCAAGAUCUCUCUCCUUUACCCCAAGUUAUUUUUUUGUCACUCAGUUGAGGGAGUAAAUUAAAGGAGAACACUGGUGACAGAUACCUCAGACCUUCCUAAUUUACACAAUGUACCUUGUGUAAAUUAAAGAAAUAUCUGCAUUAUGUUUUUACUAGGGAAACCAUGUGCUUAUUAUGAUUAGCCCCUAGGAAUUCAGAAAGUCCCUAUAAAAUAUAGGCAUAAGAAAGUACCCUCUGUUUUUUGAACUGUUCUGUGGUGGUAAUUGAGCUUCAUAAUGCAAGAUUCAACCUCAAUGUUUCAGUAAGAUCUGAAAAGAGACCUGACAGAUUAUCUGAUACAACUCUGGGAUUUCCCUGUGGAAACAGAGACCCACACAGAUCAUGUGACUUGCUCGGGUCACACAGCCUUGAGAUCAAGGAGACCUGAGCUUCUAACUUUUCAUUGUUUGCAUUACAUCCAAGACAAAUGAUAACUUGUGACCAGUAAUGAUAUCUAAGUGCUUUGAGUAUAUGUACCUCCCCAAGUGUGAGGGAGCUCUACAAGGCCUGCACCCUAGUCAUGCAGACCUCACAGGGAAAGCAGCAGGCUCUGGGGGUUUUGUUUCUGGUUUUGCAUAUACCAAACAAACAGUUGUGGCGAUAGACAGACAGACACACACACACACACACACACACACACACACACACACACACACACCAUGGCUCUGAAGCCUUCCCCUGUGCUCUGGUGCUCCUAUGUGGAGCUGGGAACUUGAGCAGGCACUCUACCAGGUGAGCUAUCUUACUGAGCCCCGCAAAGUGCUUCUAAACAGAAGAAACUUGCUGAGAGAUGCUCCCUUAAGUGCCCCCCCCCCUUCAUGGGCUUACAGUCCUGAAGGGAAGCGAAUAGGUGUUGGACAAAACAUGGGACUGUGCACUUUCCCCAGACCUGUGGGGUUUCUUUAUGCUUCUUACUGAUUUGACUGGGGAGAACUAUAAAGAGAUCCCCCCAGGGAAAACUGAGAGAAUCACCAGCUAUAUAUUGAGAUAUAGUAGGGGCUUCUAAAGAAAUGCCUUCUCUUACUCCAUACUCCUCAAGGCACUUUAUUAGUCAAAACAAAGAAUCUGGGCUGAUGUGAAAGAUGCAACAUAACAUAUUAAGAAUCUUGACUUGAGCCAUGGAGAUAGCUGAGCACAAGGGGCUGGGUGGUGGUGCACCUGGCUGAGCACACGUUUACAGUGCACAAGGACUCAGGUUCGUGUCCCCAUUUCCCACCUGCAGGUGUCUCUUUGUCUCUCUCCCUUUCUGUCUCCCCCUUCCCUCUCAAUUUCUAGCUGUCUCUAUCCAAUAAAUACAUAAAGUAAAAAGAGUUGCAUAUUUAUAAAAAAAAAAGUUAGCU